CAUGUCACAUUCUUAUAUAUUUUUAAAAGGUUCUCUCAUCCGGUUCCUUCUCAGAUAUCACUGUCUUUAAAGACAGUCUUUAAAGAGGAGGUCCCAAGCCAGGCAGUAGAGUUGUCAGAACAAGCAUCUUGAAAGUUCUGGGAGUGUUCCUGAAAGUGCUCUCCUCCAACCUCCAAGGACCAUGAUCUCUUUGGCUAUCUUUUCCAUCCUCAUCAUUUCAAUACCCGGCUUCUGCUUUGAAUCUGAGAGGUUUGAUAGAUAUGACAUCCCAUCAGCUUGCUGCCACUCUUAUAUCCUACGCAAGAUCCCAUACAAAAUUGUGACAGGCUUCUACGAGACCAGCAGCUUUUGCCACAAGCCAGGUGUCAUCUUCUUCACCAAAAAAGACCUCCAAAUCUGUGCCAAUCCCAGUAAUGAAUGGGUACAGAUGUACAUGUUCAAGCUGAAACAGAAGAAAAAUAUUGAAGAUGACAUCUCCCAAAUGAUACAUCUCAACACAAGUGUCGAAUAAAUAUGGUUUCUAAAAUAAAGCUGUCUUAUGACCU
Molecule: messenger RNA, 545 nt
Organism: Sarcophilus harrisii (Tasmanian devil)
Lineage: Eukaryota; Metazoa; Chordata; Mammalia; Dasyuromorphia; Dasyuridae
Product: C-C motif chemokine 3
Exons: 3
Coding region: 182-511 (109 amino acids)
Biological process (GO): cellular response to type II interferon; G protein-coupled receptor signaling pathway; chemokine-mediated signaling pathway
Cellular component (GO): extracellular region
Molecular function (GO): CCR chemokine receptor binding; chemokine activity
Source: RefSeq, a predicted model, not a curated record